AGUGGCGAGCGGUGGUGGUGGUAGAGUAAAGUCGUAUCGUGAACGUGGUGGCAAAGAUAAAGUUGUUCGAUCGGUAGGAAAGAAAUUAACGAACAGUCGGGUGAGUGACUGAGCUCCGUUAGUAUCAGAGGCGAGAAGAGAACACAAGAAUAUCAAGAAAAAAAAAAUUAAUAAAUAGAUAGAUAGAGAGAGAGAGAGAAAAAAAAAGGAAGGAAGCAAGAAAAACUGAAACGUGUGAAAAAUAUAGUGAGAAGCUUCAGCAAAAUUUUAAUCGCAACUAAGUGACUAGGUAAACUGAAAAUGUUUCACAUAAGAAGAUUAACGAGAUCGUCGAUCGCUUUGAAGCAAGCGCCAACCAACGAUAUUAUUCAUAAUACGCUGAUACGGAUCGUGCCGGCGUUUCAAACGCGCGGUUAUGCCGAUCAUCAGAUCCCCGAUCGGCUAAAAGAUAUCCCUGACGAUCCGGAUCCAAACUUCUUCGACAUGGUCGAGUAUUUUUUUCACCGCGCUUGUCAGAUCGUCGAGGACAAGCUGGUCGAGGACAUCGGCAAGCGUUCCAGAAUGAGCGUGGAGGAGCGAAAGAAAAAGGUGAAGGGUAUCUUGAUGCUAAUGGAACAAUGUGAUCACAUCCUCGAAACCUCCUUCCCUCUGAGACGCGACUCAGGCGACUAUGAAAUGAUCACCGGUUAUCGCGCGCAACAUUCAACUCAUAGAACACCUUGCAAAGGAGGUAUUCGUUUCUCGAUGGACGUCUCGCGAGACGAAGUGAAAGCUUUAUCGGCAUUAAUGACUUUCAAGUGUGCCUGCGUGGAUGUUCCUUUCGGUGGAGCUAAAGCCGGUAUUAAAAUUAAUCCUAAAUUGUAUUCGGAACAUGAGCUCGAAAAGAUCACAAGAAGGUUCACGUUAGAGCUCGCAAAGAAGGGAUUUAUUGGACCCGGUAUCGAUGUUCCUGCCCCCGACAUGGGAACUGGAGAACGCGAAAUGUCCUGGAUCGCGGAUACAUACGCUAAGACAAUAGGACAUUUGGAUAUCAAUGCUCAUGCCUGUGUAACUGGGAAACCAAUUAAUCAAGGUGGAAUACAUGGACGUAUUUCUGCUACGGGGCGUGGUUUAUUCCACGGAAUAGAAAAUUUUAUCAAUGAAGCUAAUUACAUGAGCAUGAUCGGUACCACACCUGGCUGGGGAGGAAAAACAUUCAUCGUUCAAGGUUUUGGUAACGUCGGUUUACAUUCGAUGCGUUACUUGACACGUGCCGGUGCUACUUGCAUAGGAGUAAUCGAACACGAUGGUUCUAUCUUCAAUUCCGAAGGUAUUGACCCCAAGCAAUUGGAAGAUUAUCGUAUAGAGAAUGGUACUAUCGUGGGCUUCCCUGGUGCUAAACCGUACGAAGGUGAAAAUCUUAUGUACGAACCUUGUGAUAUAUUUAUACCCGCAGCAGUCGAGAAAGUUAUCACUAAAGCCAAUGCUGGUCUUAUGAAGGCAAAAAUCAUAGCUGAAGCUGCCAAUGGUCCGACUACUCCAGCUGCUGAUAAAAUUUUAAUUGAGCAAAAUGUCUUGGUUAUACCAGAUUUAUAUAUAAAUGCUGGUGGUGUUACCGUUUCAUUCUUUGAAUGGUUAAAGAACUUGAAUCACGUGUCUUAUGGUCGUCUAACUUUCAAAUACGAAAGGGAAUCAAAUUAUCACUUGUUAGAAUCUGUACAAGAAUCGUUAGAACGCAGAUUUGGCCGUGUAGGCGGUCGAAUUCCUGUUACACCUUCCGAAGCGUUCCAAAAACGCAUCUCUGGUGCUUCUGAAAAAGACAUCGUCCAUUCUGGUUUAGAUUAUACUAUGGAAAGAUCCGCAAGGGCUAUUAUGAAGACAGCCAUGAAGUUCAAUCUCGGCUUGGACUUGAGGACAGCCGCUUAUAUUAAUUCGAUCGAGAAGAUAUUUGCCACUUAUUCCGAAGCUGGUCUUGCGUUUUAAAGUAUUUAUCAAUACAAAGGAAAUCACGUAAAUGAAACUGUAAAAAGCCAGUCUUUUUAACCUUUCAAGCCAGUAUUUUCAAGACUUCUAACGAUCAUUUUCAGCCAGUACUGUUCAGUGUUUUUCAGUGACGAAGACCAGAACUGCUAGUUACAAUGAAAAUAUUUCACAUACAUGAUCGCACGCUAGAUUCUCUUCGAGUAUAUCGCAAUAAUUAAUGUUCCGUUGCACGGAUAAAUAUACAUACUGCCUGCGUCGAUCGCGUUAUUCACGUUUAAUCGUUAUAUCGCAUAUGUUUAUGCAUAAGCAAAUGUCGAAUCGGAUAGUAGCGAAUUUAGUAUGCGAAGUGAUGAAUACGGUCUGCAAAGUAGCCAAUUCAAAGCAACGUACUUGCAACACAUUUUCCUUUGUAAAUCGAUUUAACGAAGUCAAUGGAAGUAAGAGAUCAGUGUUCAUUUUUAUACAUCACUUUGAUCGAUAUAUCUUAAUAUUUAAGAUCUGCACGAUACUCAUCAAGAAUGAAACAGUCGUUUGUAAAUCUUAAUUCUCUUGAAUAUAUAAUAUAAUGCAGUGAUGUAUUUGUAAGAAACAAAGUAAUGAACACUUCUGUUCACUACCAAUGUGAAAAUGCGCGAUGUAUCAUACAGUAAUAUUGUUAUAUAUUUUAAGAGUAAUGUUAAUAAACAUUUACUCUUAAUUCAUAA
Frieseomelitta varia is the source of this 2666-nucleotide messenger RNA. RefSeq names its product glutamate dehydrogenase, mitochondrial (gene Gdh). Gene Ontology annotation, molecular function: L-glutamate dehydrogenase (NAD+) activity. Gene Ontology annotation, biological process: L-glutamate catabolic process. The transcript is spliced from 8 exons. The record is from RefSeq and is a predicted model, not a curated record. Lineage: Eukaryota; Metazoa; Arthropoda; Insecta; Hymenoptera; Apidae. The coding region runs from base 301 to 1962 and encodes 553 amino acids. Gene Ontology annotation, cellular component: mitochondrion.